CGCGUCGGUGUCCCGGGGACAUGGCUGCUAGUAGCGGACACCUCCUCGAACUUCUCCCCAGCAGUAGCCCACAUCAGCUCUGAGGAGCGGGGCGUGGACUCUGAGCGACCAUUCCCUGCUCUUAAAUUUGAAGAGACGGCAGACUUUCGGGGGGUGAAAGAGAAACCAACAAGAAAUCGAUCGUGUAGCAGCUGGUGAAAGUAGUUUUCAAAGUGGUCCAAUAGGCCAGCCCAUCCGAUUCAACAGAGGCAGAUGAAGCCAAGAGGAAAUGUGGGAGAGUUCAGCCACUUCAUAUUUCUAUUCCGCUGGCUGCUGGAUGUUUGUGCUGCACAUAUUGUGAAUGUAGUAUUUAAGACUCUGAUCACAGAAAACUACAAAACCACGGGCUUUAACACUAGUCUGCCAUCAAAACACUGAUAACAAUCUAGAGUCACAAGCUCUGUGAUCCUGAGCUUAAACCAGACUGAACCAGCAAGCGGUCAACCUGCAGCAUACCCAUGGAUGACAUCUUCACACAGUGCAGAGAGGGAAACUCUGUGGCUGUUCGUCUGUGGCUGGACAACACGGAGAAUGACCUCAACCUGGGUGAUGACCACGGCUUCAGCCCUCUCCACUGGGCAUGCAGGGAAGGGAGGAGCGGCGUUGUUGACAUGCUUAUCAUGAGAGGUGCUCGUAUUAAUGUGAUGAACCGCGGCGACGACACGCCGCUGCAUCUCGCCGCAAGUCAUGGACACAGAGACAUCGUGGCUAAGCUGAUUCAGUGCAAAGCAGACCCCAACACAGUCAACGAGCAUGGAAACACCCCGCUCCACUACGCCUGCUUCUGGGGCCAGGAUGAAGUAGCAGAGGAUCUGGUGACCAGUGGUGCCCAGGUGUGUAUAUGCAACAGGUAUGGACAAACACCUCUGGACAAAGCCAAGCCUCACCUAAGACAGCUGCUACAAGAAAAGGCAGAGAAAAUGGGCCAGAGUAUGACCAAAGUUCCAUACAAGGAAACUUUCUGGAAGGGCACCAUGCGGACACGACCUCGUAAUGGCACCCUCAACAAGCAGGCUGGUAUCGAUUAUAAGCAACUCUCGCUGCUGGCAAAGAUCAAUGAAAACCAAUCUGGAGAGUUAUGGCAGGGUCGGUGGCAAGGGGAUGAGAUCGUAGUAAAAGUGCUACAAGUGAGAGACUGGACCACCAGGAAGAGCAGAGAUUUCAACGAGGAACAUCCAAAACUGAGGAUUUUUUCUCACCCAAACAUCCUACCUGUUCUUGGAGCCUGUCAGUCACCACCAUCUCCUCACCCUAUUAUCAUUACCCACUACAUGCCCUACGGAUCGCUCUACAACAUACUCCACCAGGGCACCACUCUGGUGGUCGACCAAAGUCAGGCAGUGAAGUUUGCACUGGACAUUGCCAGCGGCAUGGCUUUCCUCCACACCUUAGAACCAAUGGUUUCACGGCUUUGCCUCAACAGUAAGCACAUCAUGAUUGAUGAGGACAUGACAGCCAGGAUAAGCAUGGCAGAUGCUAAGUUCUCCUUCCAGUGUCCUGGCCGUAUGUACUCUCCAGCAUGGAUGGCCCCUGAAGCUUUGCAGAAGAAGCCCGAAGACAUUAACAGAAGAUCUGCAGACAUGUGGAGCUUUUCUGUGUUGUUGUGGGAGCUGGUUACCAGAGAAGUCCCCUUUGCUGACCUCUCACAUAUGGAGAUAGGCAUGAAAGUGGCUCUCGAGGGUCUUCGGCCAACCAUCCCCCCGGGGAUUUCACCUCACAUCUGUAAGCUGAUGAGGCUCUGCAUGAAUGAAGAUCCAGCCAAGAGACCCAAGUUUGAUAUGAUCGUUCCCAUCUUGGAGAAGAUGCAAGACAAGUGAACGCUUUAGCAUCGGUUUGCUCACUUCUGUUUUUGUUUAAUCACCAAAACCACUCUGUAGCAUCACCUCAGUAAUGUAUCUGCUAAGCAACUGUAAAUAAUGCCCAGAACCACUUUAGCUACACACAGUUCAAACACUAAUAUGUUAUUCCUUUUCUUGCAUAAGUUAAAUUCGAGGUUAAAUGUUCUUUAGGCUAUGCCACUCUGUUAGAAUGGCUGAAACUUGGUCACUAAAAUGCUGGCAAGCUUUUUAUAUCCGGCGUGGAUUUUAUUCAGUCAUGAUUCAAACUGAAAUAUGUAUAGAAUCGGUUCUUUUAUCCACACCAUCGACUCCCAGUGUAAUAAAUGUUUUGUAUUUAUGAC
Molecule: messenger RNA, 2218 nt
Organism: Archocentrus centrarchus (flier cichlid)
Lineage: Eukaryota; Metazoa; Chordata; Actinopteri; Cichliformes; Cichlidae
Gene: ilk
Product: integrin-linked kinase
Exons: 14
Coding region: 498-1856 (452 amino acids)
Biological process (GO): substrate adhesion-dependent cell spreading; protein phosphorylation; cell-matrix adhesion
Cellular component (GO): stress fiber; focal adhesion
Molecular function (GO): ATP binding; protein serine/threonine kinase activity; protein binding
Source: RefSeq, a predicted model, not a curated record